This is a messenger RNA of Marasmius oreades (fairy-ring Marasmius), 858 nucleotides long. RefSeq lists its product as uncharacterized. NCBI's taxonomy places the organism in Eukaryota, Fungi, Basidiomycota, Agaricomycetes, Agaricales, Marasmiaceae. The record is from RefSeq and is a predicted model, not a curated record. The coding region runs from base 1 to 858 and encodes 285 amino acids. The transcript is spliced from 2 exons.
AUGGCGCUCCCGCCCGCAACUUCGAUAAACUAUAUCCCCAGUGUAGUGGUGACCGCGCCCCUGUAUUCUGGCGCUGACCUCUGUGAAAUGGCCAGAAGACUCAAUUACCAAAUCAGACAAGCUGCAGCAUCGAUUACAGACACGAGUUUCGAAUUCCCUGGGGAGAAAGCUAGGCGUCCGAGGGAUAACGAGGCUAGACAGUUCAUCAAAUCGAAGAUGAUCAAUCGCAUAUACAACGUGCAAAAAAAAGGCUUGGGGGAAGGACUACUGAGAGUACUUUUGCAAAAAGGGCUUGAGGGUGUGAUGGUGGUCGCAUGUAGUAAGAUGUUAGCCACAUGGUCCAAGGAUAAGGUGGAGUCAGAGGUGCUAUCCAACUUCUAUAAAUCCAGAAUGCAGCAAAGCGGUUACUGGAGGUCCAUGACGAAGAAGGCCGCCAAAUUGUCGUUUCACAAGGGGGUCAAAGAAGAGCUUUUAGACUGCCUCAACCAGGUGGUCAACCAAAUCAUCGACGUUUCCGGAAGGGGGAGUUUCGAGCUCGAUGUCGCAAUCCAAGAUGGUAUUGGGGAUGUUUGUGAUGCCGUGAUGAGACUGGAUAAGGCUUUGAGCGAAGACCCUACAGAUGAUGAUUGGGAGGUGUUCUACGCUUUUCCAGACAGCGAGAUUGACAUCGAAACAACUGAACCUAAUGGUGAGAUAUCUGGUCUCGUCAUCUGUCCAACAGACCUAGGACUACGUAGAGCAAUAUUCACCAAUGCGACUUCCGAUAUUCCAUCCGGUUCAACAAUGGUGGAAUUCACGAUUUCCCAUUGGCAAACCAUCUUGAAGGCAAAGGCUUUGUUAGAGGGUGACUGCAUAUGA